GGCACUGACUGGCAUCACUGCUGGGCACUGACUGGCGGCACUGCUAGGCAUUGACUGGCGCAACUGCUGAGCACUGACUGGCACAACCGCUGGGCACUGACUGGUGGCACUGACUGGCAGCACUGCUGGGCUGCACUGAUGGGCACUGGUGUGUGGCACUGGUGGGCACAGGUGGAUGGCACUGGUGGGCACAGGUGGGUGGCACUGCUGGGCACAGGUAGGUGGCACUGCUAGUUGGCACAGGUGGGUGCACUGCUGGGCACAGGAGGGUGCACUGCUGGGCACAGGUGGGCGGAACUGGUGGGUGGCACUGCUGGGCAGCGAUCAUCAGGGCACUGAUCAUCAGUGCCCUAUGAUCGGUGCCGAUCCCUGCUCUGACAACUGCCGGUUCUUGGCAGUACUGAGGAAACGUGUCAUUGGACACGGCUGAUCAC
Staurois parvus is the source of this 434-nucleotide messenger RNA. The record is from the annotation of a GenBank genome assembly. Lineage: Eukaryota; Metazoa; Chordata; Amphibia; Anura; Ranidae.